This is a messenger RNA of Mercurialis annua (annual mercury), 2064 nucleotides long. RefSeq names its product F-box/kelch-repeat protein At1g55270. The coding region runs from base 249 to 1565 and encodes 438 amino acids. Gene Ontology annotation, molecular function: protein binding. NCBI's taxonomy places the organism in Eukaryota, Viridiplantae, Streptophyta, Magnoliopsida, Malpighiales, Euphorbiaceae. The transcript has 2 exons. The record is from RefSeq and is a predicted model, not a curated record.
CAAUAAACAGCAUUAAAGAAAGUUGUUGAAGAACCAAAUGGUCCACUCCCACUCUUUAAUGUAAGAGAAACAAGCUCUCACGUUUUCCACCUCUAAUUACCAAACAAGUAUUAAUUUUUGUAAGAAUUAAGACAAAAUCUACAUAGAUACGGCCGUAGGCUUUAGAUUUUGGUAAUUCUCGAUCUGGGUUUUGUUAGAAUCACUUUGUUUUACUUGUAAUUUCGUUAUCUAUGAAAACCGUUUGCUGAAUGAUGGAUCAACCGCAGCGGCAGUCUUCUCAUGCUUCAAGAGGGUUUCGAGUUCAAGCUCCACUAGUUGAUUCAGUAUCAUGUUAUUGCAAAGUAGAUUCUGGAUUAAAAACAGUUGCUGAGGCAAGGAAAUUUGUUCCGGGAUCAAAACUUUGUAUCCAGCCUGACAUAAAUCCUAAUGCACACAAGACUAAAAACUUGCGGAGGGAGAGGACGAGAGUGCAGCCACCACUUUUGCCUGGCCUUCUCGAUGAUCUUGCCAUUGCAUGUCUUAUUCGAGUUCCCCGAGCUGAACACCGAAAGCUCCGCUUAGUUUGUAAGAGAUGGUACCGGCUUUUGGCUGGGAACUUUUUCUAUUCUCUUAGGAAAAGUCUCGGAAUGGCAGAGGAGUGGGUUUAUGUCAUCAAACGAGACCGUGAUGGAAAGAUCUCAUGGAAUGCUUUUGAUCCUGUUUGUCAGCUCUGGCAGCCACUUCCGCCAGUUCCUCGGGAUUAUUCUGAGGCCCUCGGUUUUGGCUGUGUUGUUCUGAGUGGUUGUCACCUAUAUAUAUUUGGAGGGAAGGAUCCACUUAAGGGCUCCAUGAGACGGGUCAUUUUCUAUAGUGCUCGGACAAAUAAAUGGCAUAGGGCACCGGACAUGCUUCGAAAACGACAUUUCUUUGGUUCUUGUGUUAUAAAUAACUGCCUAUAUGUGGCUGGUGGUGAGUGUGAAGGAAUCCAAAGGACUCUAAGAUCAGCUGAAGUUUAUGAUCCGAACAAAAACAGAUGGAGCUUUAUUUCAGAUAUGAGCACGGCUAUGGUACCUUUUAUUGGUGUAGUUCAUGAUGGAAAGUGGUUUCUAAAAGGUCUCGGGUCCCACCGUGAGGUCAUGAGUGAAGCCUAUGAUCCUGAAACUAAUAGCUGGAUCCCAAUCAGUGAUGGGAUGGUUGCUGGUUGGCGGAAUCCCAGUAUAUCUUUAAAUGGGCAGCUGUAUGCUUUGGAUUGCCAGGAUGGCUGCAAGCUUAGGGUUUAUGAUAGUGGCACAGAUUCAUGGAACAAGUUUAUAGAUAGCAAGCUGCAUCUAGGGAACUCUCAUGCUCUGGAAGCUGCUGCUCUUGUUCCCCUCAGUGGGAAGCUUUGUAUCGUGCGCAACAACAUGAGCAUCAGCCUGGUUGAUGUUUCCAGUCCUGAAAAACAUGUAGAGACUAACCCUUACCUUUGGGAGAAUAUAGCUGGACGGGGUCACUUUAGGACUCUUGUCACAAAUAUUUUGUCAAGUAUUGCUGGUCGAGGUGGCCUGAAAAGUCACAUCGUCCAUUGCCAGGUGCUUCAAGCAUGAGAACUAGUAUCAUGUUGCUUUAGCUUGCCAUACUCAUCAGCCAUCUUGUCCAAUUUCCAUAGUUGAAGGUCUUCGGAACCAGGAUCUACUGAAUGCUGCUGUUUAUACUCUUAAUGAUAUCGAUCAACAUCCAACAGUAAUCUAGCCUGGGAUGAGUGCGAUUGCCUCACAACAUAUUUUGAAACAUGAAGAAUUGGAAAGGAGAUCUUCUUAUGGAUGCAUUUUGAAAUUUUGAGGACAAAGAUGGACAAAGGGGGUUAUCUUGACGAUGUCUAGAUUGAUACCAGAAGCAGUAAUACAUGUCCCGUAUAAGGUGAGAAAAUUAAGACUUGAUUUGUUUUGGUAAUAGAUGAGGUGAUUUCUUUACAUCUGUGAACAGGGCAGAUGUUUGUAAAUCUUGUCAUUUUGUCUAGGGCCAAAUUCAGUUUCAUUGUUGGAUCCUUUUCUUUGUAGCAUGUAAUCUCUGGUAUGCUUUGUUUAUGUACAUGGGUUUAACUUA